CUUUCCGUCCCCCCCCCACCCCGAACUCCUGCCAGCCCAGAUGCCUUCAAGCCUCCUCUCGCCUCGCCUCAGUUGGUGAAGAAUCUCAUACCGCUUGGGAAAAGGGACAUGUUGCAUUGAAAGACCCCCAUUGGGAGGGGUGGUGUUUUGUUUUUGGCGGGGGGGGCGUCUCCGGGGGGGGGGGAUCGUCUUGAAGUGGAAUGGGAACCGCUGGCGCUCUGAGGAGCAUCACCUAACCCAGAUCGUCUACCCGCGAAAUGCGCUCUCCAGAUGCCCAGCGAUGGAUCUCGCCGCCGGCUGCUCUCCUCCGGAGGAGAAGGAAGGGCUAAAGUAGCCGGGACCUGAUCCUCCUCUCUCCCCGCCGCCCACACUGCCCUCCUCCCCAUCGCCCCGCGAGCUGGCCAUGUCUCGCUCCAAAGCCCCCCUCUCCAGGAAGAAAAGGAAAACUCUUUCCUUCCUGCCCGGCUGGAGUUUUUUUGGGAUCCACGGGGUUGCUCUCCGUGCGCGCUUGGAAAGAUGCAGCCGCUCCCGCUGCUGCUGCUGCUCCUGCCGCUGCUCCCGGCCCGGGAGGAAGAGCCGGAGGUUUCGCAAGCUUCGUUGACCUUGCCAAUUUCACGCCUGGCCUUCGGCUCGGACCACCACCAGCCUCGUCAAUUUCAGGUGGGAUAACCGCCCACAGCAGCACCUUGGCUGGGUUCGCCCUGGCCGUCUCUCUGCCUUCCUGGCGUGUUUUUAAAAAUUCCCCACGCUUCUUCCUCCUUGUUGCACGGAUGGCUGCUGCUGAUAGGAGCCUGCUUCGGGGAUUACAGCGAACCAGCGCUCUCCUCCAGCCCUCCCCUCCGCCUCUGUGCAGAUAUCAUUAGGUGCCUGUGUGGGAACCGCAAACUCUUCCUCUCGCCUCUCCCUUCCCCUUGUCCCAGUUACUGCUGGCUCCUCUCUGAAGGUGCAUGUUGGUCUUGUACCUAGAACCGAUCUUCUCUUGCAAAGAAUAAUACCGUAUAUCUCACUAUAUAGGAGUGCACAGCCUUUCUCUCCAAGGAGCUGAGCUCAGUGGUCGACCCCACGCCUGGAAUUCAGAAGGUCGUCUUUAGUUCAAUCCUGGGCGUCUCUUGUUUAAAGGAUCUCAGGGGAGCAGGGCUGGGAGAGACCUCUGUGACCCCUUGGAGAACCGACACCCUCUGGAGGAGACAAGACUGGGCUAGAUGGACCAAUGCUCUGGACUCAUCACAAGGCAGCUGCUGCAUAUGCCCAACUCCAACUCCUACUUUCUCCAAGUAGGAUGGGUGCCAUCAGGCAGCCCUUAUUUGGGAAGAUUCCUUCUCUGAAUUUGAGGAGCGCAUUGUGCGUAUUUGUUGCCCCCUUGCCCCUUCUAGUCUUUGGACUCAGUGUUGCCAAACAGCGACCCACAGGCAUGGGGCUUUGAUUGCGCAUAACUGGACUUCCAGCCACUCAUCCACAACAGGCCCCUCGAUUCUCCACCCCUUCCCCCUGCUGUAAUUCCUGGGGGUGGGUGGGGAUGCAAUUCAGAGAGCCAGCCACCCACCCAUAUAAAGGAAUAGCCGGUGCCAACGGAGGCAUGGGGAGACAGUGUGCUUCUGCAAUAACUGACUGACCCUUGAUCCCCCCCUCCCUCUUCAGCAAGGGGGAAAGGGGGCAGCGGCUGCCUUUCAAUGUGAGACCCCCUCCCCCAUCUGCCCCGACCUGCGCCAUGGAGCUGUCCGAGGUACGCUGCUUGAGCGACAGCGACGAAUUGUACACCAUCAACCAGACGCCCCCUAGUGGCAGCGCACGCUCCCAGCGCCUGCUGUGGCAGACCGCUGUGCGCCACAUCACGGAGCAGCGCUUCAUCCAGGAGCACAGCAGUGGCAAAACCCUGAGCUCGGAGGAGUCCUGCUGCUCCAACCACUCCCACCACCCCCGGCACCAGCUAGUGGGCAAGAGCCUCGGCGGCCACAACAACGGGGGCACCAAAGUCUUCCCAGAGCGCACCAGCAGCACUGGCGAUUUGGGCUUCCCGCACCUGGAUUGUGCUCCCAGCAACUCGGACUUCUUCCUCAAUUGGGGCUACACGUACCGGGGGGUGAUCUUCCCCACCCUGCGCAACUCCUUCAAGUCCCGGGACUUGGAGCGCCUCUACCAGCGCUACUUCCUGGGCCAGAGGCGCAAGUCGGAGGUGGUGGUGAACAUCCUGGAUGUGCUCACCAAGCUCACCCUCCUGCUGCUCCACCUCACCUUGGCUGCCGCCCCCAUGGACCCCAUCAAGGGCAUCCUGCUGGGCUUCUUCACAGGCAUUGAGGUGGUCAUCUGUGCCUUAGUGGUGGUCAGGAAGGACACAACCUCUUACACCUACCUGCAGUACAGUGGGGUGGUGACUUGGGUGGCCAUGGCCACUCAGAUCCUCGCUGCUGGCCUAGGUUGUGGUCUUCUCGGAGAUGGCAUAGGCUACGUGCUCUUCACCCUCUUCGCCACCUACAGCAUGCUGCCUCUGCCCCUCACCUGGGCCAUCCUCGCUGGCUUAGUCACCUCCCUCUUGCAACUUACCAUGCAGGUGGUCAUCCCCAGGCAGGCUGUGACCUCCAUCAACCAGACAGCAGCUCAAGCGGUUUUAUUUAUGUGCAUGAACACCGCUGGAAUCUUCAUUAGCUACCUAUCAGACCGAGCCCAGCGCCAAGCCUUCUUAGAGACCCGAAGAUGUGUAGAAGCCAGGUUGAGACUGGAAACCGAAAACCAGAGACAGGAGCGGCUGGUUCUGUCAGUGUUACCUCGAUUUGUAGUGCUUGAAAUGAUUAACGACAUGACCAACGUGGAGGACGAACACUUACAGCAUCAAUUCCACAAGAUCUAUAUUCACCGCUAUGAAAAUGUCAGCAUUCUUUUCGCAGAUGUGAAAGGGUUCACAAAUCUCUCCACAACACUAUCAGCCCAGGAGCUGGUCCGGAUGCUGAAUGAACUCUUCGCCAGAUUUGAUCGCCUAGCACAUGAACAUCACUGCCUUAGAAUUAAGAUCCUGGGGGAUUGCUACUACUGUGUCUCUGGACUCCCGGAACCUCGCCAAGACCAUGCUCAUUGUUGUGUGGAAAUGGGACUCAGCAUGAUCAAAACAAUCAGAUAUGUCAGGUCUAGGACGAAGCAUGAUGUUGACAUGAGGAUUGGAAUACACUCUGGGUCUGUGCUGUGUGGUGUUUUGGGCUUACGGAAAUGGCAGUUUGACGUCUGGUCCUGGGAUGUAGAUAUUGCAAACAAACUCGAGUCAGGUGGAAUCCCGGGGAGAAUCCACAUAUCCAAGGCUACCCUGGAUUGCCUCAAUGGGGAUUAUAAAGUUGAAGAAGGGCACGGCAAAGAACGCAACGAAUUCUUGAGAAAGCACAACAUUGAGACAUACUUGAUCAAACAGCCCGAGGAAAGUCUGUUGACUCUGCCUGAAGACAUUGUCAAAGAGUCAGUCACUUCUUCAGACAGGAGAAACAGUGGUGCAACAUUCACGGAAGGGUCUUGGAGCCCUGAACUUCCCUUUGAUAACAUUGUUGGAAAGCAGCAUACUCUGGCUGCUCUAACAAGAAAUUCAAUAAAUCUGCUUCCAAACCAUCUUGCACAAGCUUUGCAUGUCCAGUCUGGGCCUGAGGAAAUUAACAAGCGAAUAGAGCACACCAUCGACUUGCGGAGUGGCGAUAAAUUGAGAAGAGAGCAUAUCAAGCCUUUCUCCCUGAUGUUUAAAGACUCCAGCCUGGAGCAUAAGUAUUCCCAGAUGAGAGAUGAAGUGUUCAAAUCAAACUUGGUGUGUGCUUUUAUGGUCCUCGUAUUUAUCACUGCAAUCCAAAGUUUGCUUCCUUCCUCAAGGAUGAUACCAAUGGUCAUUCAGUUUUCAAUUCUGAUCAUGCUGCACUCGGCUCUCGUGUUAAUCACCACUGCAGAGGAUUAUAAAUGUUUACCCCUUGUGCUCCGGAAAACUUGCUGUUGGAUUAAUGAGACCUACUUGGCCCGAAAUGUCAUCAUCUUUGCUUCAAUUAUGAUUAAUUUCCUGGGAGCCAUCAUCAAUAUUCUGUGGUGUGAUUUUGACAAACCAAUGCCUUUUAAGAAUCAGACAUUCAAUUCUUCUGUCUCUUUUACGGACAUUUGCUCCUACCCAGAGUAUUUUGUCUUCACCGGGAUCUUGGCAAUGGUGACCUGCGCUGUGUUUCUCCGUCUCAACUCUGUCCUUAAGCUGGCAGUGCUUCUCAUUAUGAUUGCCAUCUACUGCCUCCUGACUGAGACCAUUUAUGCUUCCCUGUUUCUACGAUAUGAUGACAUCAAUCAUAGUGGAGAUACAGACUUCCUGGGAACUAAGGAGGCCUCCUUGCUUCUCAUGGCCAUGUUUCUGCUAGCUGUAUUUUAUCACGGCCAACAGCUUGAAUACACGGCAAGGCUAGACUUCCUGUGGCGUGGCCAGGCCAAAGAAGAAAUCAAUGAAAUGAAGGAGUUAAGAGAGCACAAUGAAAAUAUGCUACGCAAUAUCCUCCCAAGUCAUGUUGCCCGUCACUUUUUGGAAAAGGACCGAGAUAAUGAAGAACUGUAUUCUCAGUCCUAUGAUGCCGUCGGCGUCAUGUUUGCUUCCAUCCCUGGCUUUGCCGACUUCUACUCUCAGACGGAAAUGAACAACCAGGGAGUCGAGUGCCUGCGCCUGCUGAACGAAAUCAUUGCAGACUUUGAUGAGUUACUAGGUGAAGAAAGAUUCCAAGACAUUGAAAAAAUUAAAACCAUCGGCAGCACGUACAUGGCUGUAUCAGGAUUAUCUCCUGAAAAGCAGCAAUGUGAAGACAAAUGGGGCCAUUUGUGUGCAUUGGCAGAUUUCUCCAUUGCACUGAAUGAGAGCAUACAGGAGAUCAACAAGCAUUCGUUCAACAACUUUGAACUCCGCAUUGGUAUCAGCCAUGGCUCUGUUGUAGCAGGUGUUAUUGGUGCUAAGAAACCCCAGUAUGAUAUCUGGGGCAAAACUGUUAACUUAGCUAGCCGAAUGGACAGCACUGGCAUUAGUGGUAGGAUGCAAGUGCCCGAGGAUACAUAUCUCAUCCUUAAGGACAGGGGAUUCGCCUUCGACUACCGGGGAGAGAUCUAUGUCAAGGGCAUCAGUGAGCAAGAAGGAAAAAUCAAAACUUAUUUUCUUCUGGGAAGAGUACAGCCAAAUCCUUUGAUCUUGCAACCGAGAAAACUGACCGGGCAGUAUUCCUUAGCUGCCGUCGUCCUAGGGCUUGUACAGUCUCUUAACCGGCAAAAACAGAAGCAAAUCCUCAAUGAGAACAACAAUUCCGGGAUCAUUAAGGGACACUACAACCGGCGGACUUUGCUAACUUCCAGCGGACCAGAAUCAGUGGCCCAGGCAGAGGGCGCCGAUAAAAGUGAAUUGCCAUAAACCUGCAUCUCUCUUUGUGUUCUUUUCUUUUUCUUUUUUUAAUUUCUUUUAUAUAUAAAAUAAAUAUAUAAAUAAAAAUAUGGUUUAAUUUUA
This is a messenger RNA of Hemicordylus capensis (graceful crag lizard), 5479 nucleotides long. It is a transcript of the gene ADCY8, whose product is annotated as adenylate cyclase 8. The transcript is spliced from 18 exons. Bases 1709 to 5386 code for a protein of 1225 amino acids. Gene Ontology annotation, biological process: intracellular signal transduction; cAMP biosynthetic process; adenylate cyclase-activating G protein-coupled receptor signaling pathway. The record is from RefSeq and is a predicted model, not a curated record. Gene Ontology annotation, molecular function: adenylate cyclase activity. Lineage: Eukaryota; Metazoa; Chordata; Lepidosauria; Squamata; Cordylidae. Gene Ontology annotation, cellular component: plasma membrane.